Chelmon rostratus (copperband butterflyfish) is the source of this 2454-nucleotide messenger RNA. RefSeq names its product transforming growth factor beta-3 proprotein-like. NCBI's taxonomy places the organism in Eukaryota, Metazoa, Chordata, Actinopteri, Chaetodontiformes, Chaetodontidae. Gene Ontology annotation, molecular function: growth factor activity; type II transforming growth factor beta receptor binding; cytokine activity. Gene Ontology annotation, cellular component: extracellular region. Gene Ontology annotation, biological process: BMP signaling pathway; transforming growth factor beta receptor signaling pathway; SMAD protein signal transduction. The transcript has 7 exons. Bases 429 to 1655 code for a protein of 408 amino acids. The record is from RefSeq and is a predicted model, not a curated record.
AACCUGACAGCCUGCGGUCUGCCUCCUCAGAGACAACAAAGCGCCACAAGACUUUAAUGAGACAGAAAAGAGGAGGAAUAUGCCAAAGCGGCGGGACGACUUAAAUCUACUAGACUGAGCACAAGAAUGCAAAAGAGAAGUGUGUCUGUUCCCACAGAUAUAUGUGCGCCGGAGAAGUUUUAUACAUGCGGGACAGUUUCCGUUGUUCGGGACUUUGAGUUGAGUAAUGUCUAAUGGGCAAACUUGGAUAUCUGCUGAUAACAAAAGGGACUGCGGCAAGAAAACGCACUAAGCGAGGAGUUUUUCCUCAUUAGCUCCAGAGAAAGCAGCGGGGCUUCAUCUGAAGGCUACCUGACAGUGAUCUUUGGCAGGCUGACCUGUGAAUCUGCACACUACGACUCCCGGGCGAACCAGAUGCAGAGAGAAAGAUGCAUCUGGGUAAGGCUUUGCUGUUCGUCCUCCUCCUCAACUGCGCGACCUUGAGCUCGUCCCUGUCAACUUGUGCCACCGUGGACAUCGACCACGUGAAAAGGAAGAGGGUCGAGGCGAUACGCGGUCAGAUUCUCAGCAAACUCCGACUGACGAGUCCUCCGCACUCCCUCGGACCGAGCAAAAUCCCGUAUCAGAUCCAAGCAUUGUAUAACAGCACCAAGGAGCUACUGGAGGAGCUCAGGAGGGAUCGGCAGCAGAGUUGCGGUCAGGACAACACGGAGACAGAGUACUAUGCCAAAGAGAUAUACAAAUUCAACAUGGUCUACGGACCGCCAGAAAGCAAUGACCUGCUCUACUGCCCAAAAGGCAUCACCUCCAAGGUUUUCCGCUUCAACGUGUCCGCCAUGGAAAGGAACUCGACCAACCUUUUCAGAGCAGAGUUUCGUGCUCUGAGGAUGCCAAACUCAAGUGCCAAGAGGAAUGAACAGCGGAUUGAGCUCUACCAGAUUGUGAGGCCAAAUGAACACAUUAGGAAACAACGCUACAUUGGGGCCAAGAAUGUGCUGACCAAAGGUACUCGAGAGUGGGUCUCCUUCGAUGUGACUGAAACAGUGCGAGAAUGGCUGUUGAACAGAGGAACUAAUCUGGGUUUGGAAAUCAGUGUGCACUGUCCCUGCCACACCUUUAACCCAAAUGGUGACAUCAUUGACAAUGAGAACGAGGUGCUGGAGGUGAAGUUUAAAGGUGUGGACGGAGAUGAGGAGCACAAACGCUUGGACCUGGAUCACCUGAACAAGAAAAAGGAGCAGUACCUGCCUCACCUUAUCCUCAUGAUGAUCCCACCCCACCGCCUGGACACUCAAUCCACACGCCGACGCAAGAGAGCGCUUGACACAAACUACUGUUUCUCAAACACGGAGGAGAGCUGCUGUGUUCGACGGCUUCACAUCGAUUUCCGGCGUGACUUGGACUGGAAGUGGAUCCAUGAGCCCAGUGGUUACGAUGCUAACUACUGCUCCGGGCCCUGCCCGUACCUGAGGAGCUCAGAUACAACACACAGCUCGCUGCUGAGCCUGUACAACACUCUGAAUCCAGAGGCAUCGGCCUCCCCCUGCUGUGUCCCUCAAGACCUGGAACCCCUCACUAUACUCUACUACUCUGGACGAACCCCCAAAGUGGAGCAGCUCUCCAACAUGAUUGUCAAGUCUUGCAAGUGUAGCUGAGAAGGCAUGAAAGGCGAGGUAGUAUGGCAGGAUCUUACUAGGUACUGACGAAACCCAUGCACGUUGACUCUUGGACUCUUAGCUGUGACAAAUACUUAAACUGACCCUGUGGCCUCGAGGCUUAGAUCUGAACACCACUCUGGAGGUCACACACUUUUAAGGAUGCACAUUUUAAAAACUUGAGGUCAUCUUUUUUUCCCCCUUGUUUUGUUUUUUUUUUAUUUUUUUUCCCUCUCACUCAGUCAGUUCUGGAUGACAAGUAGUUAUUUUCAUGUUAAAAAGGUCCAACCCCAAGCCAAACUUCAUCUUACAAUCAAAGUCUGACCUUGAAAUAUUUCCUUCUAGAUUUGUGAAGUUGGACAACACAUUCCUACAGCUAAUCGCAGAGAGCACUGUACAAAUCUAUCUGUGACAAAAAGAAAUAAUAACUGGGAGCCGCCUCAUAGACAAUGAAUGAAAGAGACUUACUUUUUGGUAUAUUUCCUACAAAUAUUCCACAAAGUUACAGUCUCUACAUUGUCAGUGGAGUAGCUUUUCUGUUACCCUUGGGAUGAUAUUGUUAAUGGUCACUAUUAUAGACUGUGCUCUCCUGAGUGAACUUUAAUUCCCUUCCCUUCAAACAGUGGACAUUAUCUUCAGACACAAAAGGAGAAAGGACAGACUUGCUGCUGUAUCCAAAGCCAUAGCUGUGGUCAGGGAAAAGGAGAGCUGAGAGAAUGCCUGUUGGAUUUGCAAUGGAAAGUGAAUGAACAAAGCCGUUGAGCCAAGCUUUUCUUUUUUUGGCCAGCCAGCAGCAAUG